Parathielavia appendiculata is the source of this 3224-nucleotide messenger RNA. RefSeq lists its product as uncharacterized. The transcript is spliced from 5 exons. Lineage: Eukaryota; Fungi; Ascomycota; Sordariomycetes; Sordariales; Chaetomiaceae. The record is from RefSeq and is a predicted model, not a curated record. The coding region runs from base 432 to 3224 and encodes 930 amino acids.
CGCUAAAACCACCCUUGCCGAGCAUCAUCUCAGCCCGAUCGAUCCCGGUCUUCCGUCGCGUCCCAGGACUGCAUGUGCUACUCUCUGCUGCGACAGUAGGGAUACGGCUGCCUCUUCCGGCCCAGCAUCUGAAGACCGCGGUCCUGUCGCUGACCCGACCCUCCAAUCUUGGCAGACCAAUUGCGGCCCCCGGUCCUUAAGCAUGGCAACUGCUUCCCUUCUUCUUAUGCCCGGAGCCGUCUCGGGCCGCUCAUCAGAGCCCCCGUCUCUCUUCUCGUACAUCUGCUUCUUGGCUGCCUAAGAUCGAUGCAGACCAACGCAAAGUCAAACGUCCACAACACUGAUUGCCCAUGUCCUGAUCAGGUCUGAAUGACAGCCUAAGGGAGCGAGCGCUGCUCACUUCUGCAACUUGCAGAGGACGCCCAAACACCAUGGACAUGGCCAAUAGGAGGGACCUGGCUGAACAUGUCGGCCAGGUCUUACCCGUCAGCUUCGACCCGGUGUUGCUGGUAUUGAGCUACCUGAUCAGUCUCGUGGGAGCCGGAACGACGCUCGAACUCAUCCAUCGCCGGACUUCGAGAAAGGGUUAUUACAACAACCUCUUGCUUUUUGCCGCCGCAGUGACUAUGGGUGGUGUUGCGAUUUGGUCAAUGCAUUAUAUAGGCAACCGUGCGACGCUUCUAAAUAGCGGGGAACCUGAGCUUCAGAUCGCCUACUCGGUCGGGGUCACUAUCGCCUCCUUCUUCGUUCCCAUCAUCGUCCUGUUGGUUGCAUUUUUCGUCGUUACUGGCGCCAGCACCAGCGGUAACCGGGUCAGCUGGUGGCGUGUCAGCAUCGCCGGCACGCUUUCCGGGGGUGCUAUCUGCGGCAUGCACUACCUUGGUAACUCCUCCAUCAGCAAUUACCGAUGCACCUACGUCGUUCCCUUCGUCGUCGGCUCCGUCAUUAUCGCUGCCGUCGCCAGCACCGUGGCCCUCGCUCUCUUCUUCAUCUUCAGGAGUUCCUGGACCAAUUCUUGGUGGAAACGAGUCGGAUGCGCCGUUGUCAUGGCUGGCGCCGUGUCGGGAAUGCAUUGGUGUGCUGUGGCUGGUACACGAUUCACCUUGUUGCACGUUAAUGCCACCAGCGAUCUCAGAUCCCGCAAUACAACCGUUAUUGUAACGGCCUGUCUGUCAUUCGCGGCUUGUUUGAUAAUGGCCGGACUCGCCAUCUACUCGGCUCGCGUUCGCAAAAAUUACGCAAAUAGGGCUCAGACCAUCACACUCGCAGCUGCCGUCUUUGAUGAGCAUGGGAGGAUUCUGGUGACGCCUGAUGGUUACUUGCCAAGUGAAGUAGUCACCAGCACCUUCCUACACAAAGCACAAAAUGAAACAUUCUCGACAGCUCACCCCUUGUUCCACUGGCUUUUCCAAGCAUCUCGGAAUUGGGAUAGCAUCUCGGCGCUCCUCGAUAAAAUGUACCAGCAUCUUGCCCGCCUCCCACACCAUGGGCGCAACAUGAGAACGGCCAUUGAGCUUGUGGACAAGGAAGGACACAUCAUCGAGAACUACGACAUCAUAUUUUGCGAGCUGUUUUGCGUCGCGGCGUCUGCCCUAGCCCACCAAACGAACGAAGACCUCGUCAAUGCCGGCAUUUUGUGGGACGAGAUCCUCGCAACAGGUGGACACUCCUCUACGGACUCCAUUGGUGAAGCCGCAACUGCCUCCCGCUCCCGCGGAGGCUCUGUGCCCGAUAUCAAACAAGAUCUCAAUGACCUAGCCGAGAAAGGAGCGAGGCCAGCCAAGCGCGGCGGCCAAGGUCACCUCAUGUUCUUGGUCCGCAGGGUAGAUAGCAGGCACGUCGACCAUAUGGCAGCCUCGGGCUACUGCUUCGCCGAGCCUCGACAUGUCGCUCAUAUCAUCCGCUCCAAGAUGCAGAUCAGGAGCGCCAGGCUCGAGGAAAAGUUGAGGGGCAUGGAACGGUACGCCCGGGGUACCAUGAUGGAACCCGGCGUGCACCUCGGCCUGUUCGCCGUCAGAACCCAAUUGCAACAAAUGGGGUUCGAUAUUCUCGUCAGAAAACAGGCCCGGAACCUGCUGCCGACCAUUGAAAUUCCACUGGAUCGCCUCGAACUCUCCCACAUUGAGUUCCUUCGCAAGCUGGAUGGCAUGUCGCUUGGCUCCCUUCACAGGCAAUUGGAGCGGACUUCGGAACUGCCGCCGCGAGAUGCAAGUUUUGCCAGGCUCCUGCUCGAUGGGAUACGGAACCUCAGGACCUCGGUGCAAGACCCCCUUUUCGACACCGCCAAGCUGGUAUCCAAAGUCACCCAGGUCCCUUGCACGCCGCCGAUCAACGACACGCGACCGUCAACAUGCUCCCUCAUCGCCUUCACCAUCAUGAUUCCCAUCCACGUCCGUGCCGAUGCUCCCGCCUACGAGUUCAUUCCCCUUCCCUUCUUCAAGACUCAGCAGUUGGUCUACAACAACUCACCUCACAAGGCAGCCUUCGCGCGCUCGGUACACCGCAAGAUCUCGCCCAUACUCGAAUCAAUGUCCUCCGAUAGCACACUGCUGCCCUCAAGCCGCCUGCCGGACUGGAUCAAGACGCCUGGAUUCCUCUACUUUUCCAGCGACGGCCGGGCAUCCCGUACUCUCGAGACCCAGCUGCGCAGACAGCGGACCAAUGCGGUCAAAUUGACGUCCCCGAGCCGCGAGCACAUGACAAUGACGCCCUGCGAUGAGAGCAGCGUUGCAUCGCUGACAUUGUAUGGCGUCAGCGGCGGCGAGGCAGAUCUCUCGCCCGACCGCAAGCAACCGAGCGACAUAUCUGUCUCGGACAUCGCGAAAGUGGCCUCACGAAGGCAGCAGCCGUCCAAAAUAUCGUUUGGCGGCAUCAUGAUCUCGCAGGAAGUCACCGUCGACGUGGAAGAAGUAACAACAGUCCCGGCGUCCGAGAUGCCCGAGAUGCCCCCUCCGACUCACCACCACCACCAUCACCACGACGGGUCCAUCGGCGGCGGUGGCGCACCCGGACUGACGCGCCAGAGGAGCCUGCGUGGCUUGCAGAGUGCAGGUGAUGGACAGAACCCGCCUAGGUAUGGAGAUGAUAUAGAGCUCAAGGAGGUCAAGACUGUGCUUGGUGUGGGCGUGUCGAAGGUCGAGGUCAGGAAGGAGGGGGAUGAUGUGGCGACGACGUUUGUCGAUGAUCUUUUUGCGAUUUGCAUUGAUACCCCUAGACGUAUGUAA